Drosophila willistoni is the source of this 1741-nucleotide messenger RNA. Its product is annotated as arginine kinase. The transcript is spliced from 3 exons. The record is from RefSeq and is a predicted model, not a curated record. NCBI's taxonomy places the organism in Eukaryota, Metazoa, Arthropoda, Insecta, Diptera, Drosophilidae. Bases 238 to 1608 code for a protein of 456 amino acids. Gene Ontology annotation, molecular function: creatine kinase activity. Gene Ontology annotation, biological process: phosphocreatine biosynthetic process.
CUACACAUUUCAGAAGGCAGUCAGCUACGAUACAGUUAGGACGCAUUUCUCCCAUCGGGAACGGAAAUUUCAAUAAUAAUCUAAAUAAAAAUUUUCUCCAAUUUUUCUGUGAACGUGUGAACAAAAAUCUCAAAACGCAAGUGUCCAAGAGUUUUUUUUUCGACUGUCUUCUUUCCAAUUUGCUUUGCGUUUUCCAACAAAAAUUCUCGUUAAAUUUAUUUUCUGAUAAACUAUAGGAUGACUUCGAUUGAAUCGAAACGCGUGCAAUAUCGCAAAUAUCUUGAAAGAGCCGGUGUCAUUGAUGCUUUGAGUAAGGCCUUAAUAAAGCUGUAUGAAGAGCAAAACAAACCCGAAGAUGCCAUAAGAUUUGUACGGAAAUUUAUGUGUGAAAGCUGUCCGGAUGAUGCACAGUACGAUCUGAUGAAAAAUGAUCUAGAGGAGGCCAAGACGUCUAUAGCCCGACUAGAACAGGAAUUGGAACGCCUGAGGGGCCAAAUCAAAAAAUCACCAGAGGAAUACCAGGAGCUCACUAUGGCUGGUUAUAAGUCUUUGACCGAUGACGAGGAGAAUGUCUCGUCGCUUUUACGCAAAUAUUUAACCCCAGAACUGCUGGAGGAAUAUAUGCUUGUGACCACAUCAGCACCUGUAGAGGCAUAUCUCUAUGAUUGUGCGGUUUCUGGAUUCGAGCAUCAUGACUCGACUGUUGGCAUCUAUGCUGCUGAUGUGGAGAGUUAUGAUGUAUUUGGGAAACUUUUUGAUCCCAUUAUUAAGGAAUAUCAUGGCCAAGAGGAUAACGAUUCGGAUGUACUGCAAAAGGACACCGACUGGGGAAACGUAGAUGAAAUUGAAAACUUGGAUGCGGAACGUAAAUACAUUUUAUCGACCCGCAUUCGCAUUGCUAGGAAUAUUGAGGGUUAUCCAUUUUUCCCCAAAUUGACGGAGAAACAGUUUAUCGAGGUGGAGGACCGUGUUCGUGCUGCAACCGAAACAAUGGAUGGCGAACAUAUUGGCAGUUAUAUUACACUGGCUGAUCUGGAUGCCGAGACCCAACAGGAAAUGGUGAAACGGCAUAUCCUGUUUCAGCGUGGCGAUGAGUACCUGACCACAGCGGGUUGUUAUCGUUUCUGGCCCACAGGCCGUGGAGUUUAUCAUAAUCCAGCAGAGACUUUUCUUAUUUGGGUUAAUGAAGAGGAUCAUAUGCGCAUCAUUUCCAUGGCUCAAUGUGGCGACUUGGGUGAUGUAUACAAUCGUUUAGUCAAUGGAUUGCAAGAGCUGGAGAAAAGCUUGACAUUUGCUCGUCAUCCACGGUAUGGCAAUUUGAGUGCUUGUCCCACCAAUUUGGGCACUACUUUGCGAGCUUCGGUUCACAUACGCUUGCCAUUGUUGGGCAAGGAUCCUGAUCGAUUGGCAGCCAUGGCUGAGGAACUGCAAUUGCAGAUACGCGGUACGGGUGGUGAGCACACAGCCAUUGAAGACGGAGUUAUGGACAUUUCCAAUAAGCGACGUCUUGGCUUCACGGAAUUUGAGUUAGUUAAGUCUCUUCAAGAUGGCAUUGUGGCUUUGAUAAAUGCUGAGGAGGAGUUGGAAAUAGCUGGACAAGAAGGUUAAGCCACUUGUCAAAUCAUACAUUUGUGAAUGAUUCAGAUUAGAUCAGUCAAUACAUUCUCUUUCCCCUCUCCUACAAACAAAUUCACACGCAUAUUUCGGUUAAAUAAAAUUUGUCCUGUACUAAUAACUACAA